Molecule: messenger RNA, 2052 nt
Organism: Morchella sextelata
Lineage: Eukaryota; Fungi; Ascomycota; Pezizomycetes; Pezizales; Morchellaceae
Exons: 5
Coding region: 1-2052 (683 amino acids)
Biological process (GO): SRP-dependent cotranslational protein targeting to membrane; post-translational protein targeting to endoplasmic reticulum membrane
Cellular component (GO): Sec62/Sec63 complex
Molecular function (GO): RNA binding; transmembrane protein transporter activity
Source: RefSeq, a predicted model, not a curated record
AUGUCGCAAGACUAUAACUAUGAUGACCAGGGACAAUUUUUCCCUUAUUUUAUCCUUACACUUUCAGGGCUGGUCCUCGUACCGCUCACUUACUCCACCUUUGCGCCCAAGCCGGGACUUUUAAAGACACCUCUCCUAAAAGACAACACCUACAAACCGCCUAAUAGCGACCUGAUCGAUGGUGCGCGCCGUCGACAGGCGAAGCGGGAGCGCCGCUUGAAGCGCUUUAUCUCUAUUGUUUUCGGAUGGGUGUUGUUUGCCUACAUGGUUUACCUCAUUGCUACUACCAAAAAUGCGGAAGGCAAGAAGAUCUGGGAUCCGUAUGAUAUUUUAGGAAUUAGCACAUCAGCCACUGAAAAGCAAAUCAAAUCUCACUACCGAAAGCUCUCUCUCAAAUUUCAUCCCGACAAAAUCCGUCCUACCGAGAACCAGACCAUUGAGAUGCUCAACGAGCAAUUUUCGGAGCUGACAAAGGCCUACAAAACAUUGACAGAUGAGGAGAUCCGCAAUAAUUAUGCUCAAUACGGUCAUCCUGAUGGAAAGCAGGCGUUUUCUAUUGGAAUUGCUCUACCCGUCUGGAUUGUUUCUGAAGGAAAUUCUUACUACGUUCUUGCUGUUUAUGGAUUAUUGUUCGGGAUAUUACUGCCAUACACCGUGGGCCGUUGGUGGUACGGAACUAAGAAGCACACCAAGGACGGUGUUUUGAUGGAGAGUGCUGGUAGUCUUUUUAGGGCUUACGAUGAACACAUCGACGAAAAAAAACUGGUAUCGAUCUUGACUGUCGGUGAAGAGAUGAAACAUAUAACUGGUGGCAAAAGAGAAAAGGAAUGGAUUGGAAGUGAAGAGGCAAUCAUUGAACGGAAAAUCCGCGAAGCAGGAGUACCUGAAAGGGAGCUUGCUGCAUUGCAAGAACUAGAUGGCUGGCAACGAAGAGCCUGUGGGCUUCUAUGGGCGUAUCUUUAUCGGGUCGAUCUGGGAAGCGAAAAACUUGAAAACGCAAAACUUGACAUUGGCCCUGCGGCAGUUGCGCUUAACAGGAGUUUUCACGCAAUCUCACUCGCUUACAGCAACACCCAACCAAUCCUUGCUUCUAUGUCUCUGAACCAAAGCCUUAUUCAAGCUAUCCCUCCUGAUCAUUCACCGCUUCUCCAACUGCCCAACUUCACCAACGAGAUUGUUGCUGCUGUUGAACAGGAUGGGGGCAAGAAUCACUGGACAGUUCAGCGCUUCAUGGCCACUCCUGAAGAGAAACGACGAAAACUUUGUGUCGGCAAGGGACUUCUUUCGGAAAAGCAAUAUGAACAGGCUAUUUACUUUGCCAAAAAUCUUCCUGCGCUUUCUGUAGAGGAUGCAUUUUUCAAAGUCAUGGGCGAAACUUAUAUCACACCCUCUAGCUUGGUACAAUUCGUGGUUAAAUGUAGAGUCAUCCCUCCCGGAUCUAAAGCACCCCCUGUCGACCCUAAGGAUCUACUGGACGAAGACCCUGAAGAAACUGAUGUUGAGGCCCUUCUUGGUCGCAAAUCCCGUUGGUCACAAUCGAAACAGGGCGAAGAAACCCCAACCACUCCAUUUGCUCACGCACCAUUCUAUCCUCGAGACUACACACCAAGCUGGCAAAUCUUCCUUGCAGACGCAAAGCAAGCCAAGAUGAUUGUUCCUCCUCAGGCUAUUACAGGCUUCGAGAAGAGCACUGAUAAUUUUGCUGUUCAAACAUUCAAAAUGCAGUUCCAGGCACCACCACAACCGGGUGAAUAUACAUUUGUGAUGCAUUGCGUCAGCGAUUCUUACCUCGGAGUCGAUACCAGACGGAGCGUGAAGCUGGUUAUUAGCGAUCCUAGUAAAGUUGAGAAGAUCAUUGAGGUAGAUGAUAUCAGUGAACCAGAAGAAGAUUCGAUUGCAGGCCAAAUGAAUGCUAUGCGUGGAGGUCCGGUUAAAAAGAAGAAGGUACCAAAAGACGAUGACUCAUCUGAAGACGAGGAGUCCGACACCGAUGGGGAGCAGGCUGCCGAGGAAAGCGAAACAGAUACGGACACGGACACGGACGAGGACUAA